GUACAGUGAGCAAAUGUGGGGGGUGCCUUUGGAACAAUUAUUCCCACUACUUGCACGUUGCUCAUAUGGACUAUGUGAGUGUUUCAGGUUAGACAUUGCCAGGUUGCUAAUUUCUCCCAGAAGUGUAAGUUUGUUUUAAAGUAUGAACUUAGAUUACACAAUUUAGGGUGUUGUAAGAUAAGGACAGUUCAACCUUCAGUUGUUGUAGUAAAUCCUAGUGCAAGGGCAGAUGUGUUCCAAAAGUUUUUACCAUGGCAGUGUGGCCAAAGGGAAAUAAUAAUCUGAUAAAGGAGUUGAAAGUCAAAAUCCUUGUGAUUUAUCAGUUGCAGCAGUUUAGGUAGUGGCUUAUUGAUAUGUCAGGGUUGAUUCCAAAAGGCCAUUCUGCUGAACAGCAAUUCAGUGGGUCAGCCAGUACAUAAUUCUAUGCCUUGUUCAGUUAUGUAGAGAGAAAUUUCUGAUGCUUGAAGAGCUCUUGGCUAUGAGCACAAGUGGGGAAGAGCAGGGGUAAUGGUGUGCACUAGCAAACCACUGUAGCUUACUCAGCUCUAUGAAGAGAGUUUAGGGCUUUUAGGUGAUUUAUUGCAGUAUGGUUGCACUGUGAUGGUGUAAGGAUGUAAGUGAAAGAAGACUUGCAAGGGCAGGAUAAUAUAUCAGGAUAAUAUAUUGGUUAAAUAGAAGAUCUACGUGCAAAACAGAACAAGAUUUUGUGUACACCCAGUGGUCUGCAGGCUUGACAUUCAUAUCUCUGCAGGUUGUAACAACAGUCCUGGAUGUUUUAGCCUGCUGCACCACAAAUCUUAGUGGGGUGGCAGAAGUUUGGUUGGCACUAACUUGGUGGAAACCUUUUUAUCUUAGUGCACAGUGGGCAGAAGGGACUUUAGAGAUCACUCACUGCUUCAGUUUUGUAGAGAGUGCUUUGUGUAUCUGCUUUGCUUAUAUGAGACACUGGAGGUGUGUCUGUGUACAUACACAGCUGUGUGCAGAGAUUAAUCCUGAGAGAUUCAGCCUUGCCUGACAAACUUACAGUUAACUCAGAGUUAAUUCUGAGUGCAUUUGGCUGCAGUUCCCUAAGAGGAGUGAUUCUGUGCUCAGUCUGUGCUGUAUCUGCUGCUGCCAGAGAUUCCUGGUUAUUUUAUGUUCAUUUUAAUUGCACUUGCUUUUUCUCCAGUACAUGUGUGUGUUUUUUCUUUGUCAUUCUCAAUAAAGUGUAGUCACUCUCUUUUAUGAAACAGUUUCUGUGCUUGUCUUCCCUUGUACAUUCCCAUGCUGAAAGCAAACAGGCAUUUUUCAAGUAAUAACAGUAUAGUUUAUAACCUGUGAAAACCAUCUUACAAACUUUUUUGUUGUGUUUCUUCAGUGGAAGCUUUUAUGUGGCACUCUUGCAGUUGUCUUUGUAUAUGUAUCUUUUUUUUUUCUCCCUUUGAUUUAGUCUAUAUUUAUGUUAAAAUAGUGUCUACAAAAUAAAGAAAAAUACAGCAUAUGGACAGCAAUGAAAUACACUAAGCUUUACUUGUAACUAGGUGCUGAACCUUUAUGGAAGAAACUGGCACAGAUGGUGGUUUGCCAACUUCUGUUUCUUUUUCCUUGAAUUUAGGCCUGAAAAGUCCUUGAUAACCAGUGGAAGCCUCUCUGUAAACUUUUUGUACAAUUAACCAUGUGAGGAGCAAAAAAACUAGUGUGACUAUUCUGUUUGUACUAGAUGUAGGUAUACUGAUAUAUGGAGCUCAGGUAUCUGAACUUAACUCCUUUAAUCAAAACCCAGCAUUAUACUGUUUAGAUUUCCUGAAAAUUUUCUCUGGUAAGCUAAAGGUUGUCAAUAUUUUCAGUGUAGUUGGUGCUGAAAUUGGGAGAUUACCUCAAGAGCUGAUGAGAGUCUGAAAGAUACUUAGUUUCUUAUUGUUAAAUAAAGUAGGUGUAGCAGCUGCCUGGUGAUUGCUGGCUAGAAAAAGGUCAGUUGGGAUCAGCUGUCCUGGCUGGGUCUCCUCCCGUUUCCUUGCUGACCCUCAGCCUCCUCACAAAAGGCCUUGGCUCUGGGUAAGCCUUGCUCAGUGAUAACCCCUGAAUUACUGCUGUAAUACCUCUUAAAUGGGACCCUCCUGCUAAUCUGUAGGGGAGAUUUGUUAAAUUAAGAAUUAGAUCCAAAUGAUUAGUCUCUAGUUGUGUCCUUGGGGACAAACAAUCAUGUGAUGCUGUUGUCUUGGCAGUGCUUAUAAAGAAAACCCAAGAGUACAUACCAUUUGAAGAGACAACUUUCUAACUGUGGGGAUCAGUUGGGUGUGUGUAAUUUAUGGUUUUUUAAAACAUGUUAUUUAAGCAAAGGAUGUUCCCUGUUAGCCACAUGUGAUUCUUGAUGACUGUUUGCUUAUUAUUAGCACUUCAAAAACUUCCAUCCAAUUCCCCAGGAUGCACAAUGUAAAACAAGUGUCAUCUAAAUUGUCCCAUAUUGAUAAUUACCUAGAAAAAGACGUGGUGAUGAAAAGAAGUUCAAGAGAGAAAAAGGAAAGCUAAGCACAAGAGGAGAGAAGAGAGGCAGAUAGAUGGAGAUGAGGAACACCCCCCAAAGCAGCAGAAGGAACCAGCUGAAGAACAGCACUGGCCAGAGAAUAUGCCUGAAUGGGAAGAAAGGAAAUCCCUGCUAGCUCAGAGAAGAGUGGAGUCUGUCAGACUGCUUACAGUGCUGUUAAAUCGUGUGAAAUUGGCAAGUCAAAAAGUGGAUCCUUCACUGGGUGUAAAGAAGGACAAUUCAUUUUCUGAAGCAGCAUUUAAAGACAUACAGCAGGAGCUGAUUCACUCCCUUUAUCGUACGCACAAAGAGCUGAAACAUAAGGAGUUUAAGUGCCCAUUAACCCAAAAAGGUAGUGCUAUAUGCUGUGAGGAAGGAGAUGUGAGUACUUUCCAUGCACCUGCUUGUCACAUAGUGAGGACAAUUUUAAAUGAUGCCUCUGCAGCCCCGAGCUCUGAUGGACUGCCUGGCAGAGAUGUGUGCAACUCCCUGCUGAUCACGGUCACCCAGCACGGCAGGGUCAUCCAGCCUCGCCCUGCAAGGCACCGCCCUGCACUGGACGUAGGUCACACCCACACAGUGUCUGAGCAAGAUGAUUGCAGAAAGCAAAAGGUUUAUGAGACUGAUGAAUUCAUCCAUUAUUUACUGAACUACUAUCAGACACCACACUAUGCACGUGUUUGCUUAGAGCCAAAAACCACUGUGAACAAAUCCCGGUGGAAGCGAGUGGUGUCUGAUGAUGGUGGUGGGUUUGACAGCAGCUUGAGUAACAAACAUGGUCAGCACUUCAGAGAAUUGAGUCCUGUACAAAACCUCCACAAGAGAAAUUGUAGCAGUGAUAGUCAUUACAGGCUGGUGAUCACUCUUGGAGAAUUUGAGUCAACAGACAAAGUGUUAGAAAGCAAGGUCCAUGGGGGCAAGCUUGCAAAAAAGCUGCAGGUGCAGAGGAAUGACUCACUCACUGUUGAUACUGUACCACAUGCUGGACUGAAUCAUUCUUUGGAGUGCACUACUGUUACUCAUAAUGAGGAAUUCAAACAAGAAGAUGGUAAAGAUGAAGGCACUGUACCAUAUGGAACACGUAGAUCUGCUUGCAGAUUAAAGGAUUUGCUGGAAGAGAUCAGUGAUUCUGAGUGCUUUAGAGAGGCAUGUGGCGGCUCAGUGAAGAGAGCAGAAAGAAGAGACGGACAGUUGCAUGCAGCUGGAGUCGCUCAGAAAGAUACAGAGAAAAUGUAAGAAAAUGUUGCACAAAAAAGUGAAAUUCAAGACACAUCACACCUCUAUGGCUGCACCAGAUGUUUCCCCUCAUGAUGGCUCACCCCUUCAGGAAACCCUCCAGAGGAGAGGAGAUGAGAGGAAAUUAAUGUUGAGAAGAGAGAUGGAUGCAGAUGUCAGAGGAUGCCCUCUAUUUCCUCUUGAGAUAAUUCAGACAAACCCCUUCUCAGAUACUUUCUGUGGAGGAGAGCCCAGAAGAGGAUGUUGAACAGCUACUGUAUUAUAGCUCUGAAGUUUUUAUAAACAAGUGGGAGAAGAAAGCCCUUUGAUCAUUAAAUGGAAUAUGAACUACUGGGUUGGUUUUUGAUUUUUUUUUUCUUACAUCAUUCCUUUGGUUAGAAUAUCUAACUGGUGAAGUGAGCCACAGAAGCAGAAUUUGUGUUUGCCUUUUGGAUAACUUCUGGACCAAAACUUUCCCCAGAGCCAGAACAAACUUUCAUGGACUAGUGGCUAAAGAACUUGAAAGGACACAGACUGAGAUCUUGGAGCAUUACACUUUGAUGGAAUGCAGAGAAUCAUGUAAAUUACAGUAUUUAUUAAUAAUGAGUCAUUGGGAAAAAACCUAAUUGUCAAUCCUAGAGCAAGCAUAUGAAGUGCCUCCUCUAUCAGAUUGUUAUAUUGGUGGGACUGGAAGGUGUGGGGGACAUUUAUACUCAAUUUUGAGAAGUAAUAGAUUUCCAAAUGUGAAAAAGGUCCCAUCUUCUCUAAAACCCACACUAGAAGAAUCCUUGUUUUCUAUUCACAAUUCUAGAGGUGUUUCUGAAAACUUGCUGCCUUUUGGGAGGAUUUCACUGAACUUAUGCUGUGUAGUGCUCCCAGGAAUCUGAAUGGCUGUCUAAGCAAAGCUCUGGGUGUUAGAUAAUGAAAUGGCAGUGCAUCUCAGCCUGCUGACAGUCCCCAUGUAAAUGCAGUUGACAGUUCACAAGAUUUUGAAGGCACAUAUAGUGAGGUAGCUGUUUAGUAUGAGUUUGCCUACAAAUGCUUUCCAGGGGAAUUGUGAAAUGUUGUCAGAGUUGUGCUGCAUGUAGAUAAAAAUGGGAAAAUGCAGUCUAGGAGCUUGAACUAUAUCCAUAUUUAUUCAUCUGGCUAUAUCUAGAAGACAGCCACAAUUGCUUUUGGACAAAGUCCCUUAGCAAGGUACAGAGUUUGAAGUUCAAUACACUGAUUAUUACAGCUUUCAUUUUAUUAUGAUUUAUUUAUUACAUGUCAGUAGACGAAGUUCAUGUGAAAAUGUUGCCUUCAUUACGUAAGAUCUUACCCAUGUUUGUAAAUUCUGCUCUAAUAAAUAGUAAUAAAAAUGAAUAAUUGUAAUUGUUUGUGGUAGAUAGGUUUUCCCCCAGUCUUCAAUACUGGUGAUUCCUACAGGCUUCUAAGCCAGGUUUUAUCAGUCUUUCUGUUCAUAUGUUCAGAUGUUGAGUGCCUUUUCAGGGUCAUGAAUGACAAAUGGUUGCUACUCAAAGUACUGUUAAUCUAUUCCUUUUAUCUAAAAGAAUGUUAUUUUCUUGACAGAAAUAUUUUCUGACUAUUUUGGAGAACCUUUAUGCCCCUCUUAAGUCCCCCCUUUAGUGUUUUAUACAGUUAUAAUGAAGAGGGACUAUUGUAACAUGUUACAUGUGACCAUGUAAAAUGUUUUCAGUUGCACUGAUGUGACAUACCAAGGGUGUUUUUUCUCUAUGCAAUAUUUGCAGAUUAAAGAUAACAAAACUUCCCCCCUGUCAAUCUAUAGACAGUUUUGUGUCCAUGAGUACCCAUUUCCCAUAAGACAGGCUUUUGGUGACAGGUGAGGAAGUAUUUCUUUUUGUUAAUCUAGGGGAGAAGGAACUAAAGAUUUCCUUCAGUGUAAAUUUCUAGUGUUUUAUUAACAUGCUGUCACAAUAACCAAUAACAAAUAAAUACUCAAUUCCUGUAAUUGCUUCAGGGAUUCACCUGUACUGACUGAAACUGACAGAGGAUUUGCUUUGUCUGCCACGUCCUCACUCCAUGUAAAGCAUUGUUAGUUAAUAAAAUAUGCAUGCACUUUAAAAUGUGAGACAUCAUUGGAAUCUUCAUACCCAAAGAGAACUUCUGUGUUUCUUAUUUGACAUUUUUUAGAACCUGAUUUCAGGUGUUUAAAUAAUAAUUUCACUUUUCACAAAAUCAUAGAAUGGUUUGGAUCAGGACCUUAAAAACCAUCUUGUUCCAACCCCCAUGCCAAGGGCACGGGCACCUUCCACCUGCUCCGAGCAGGGUCCAGCCUGGUCUUGAACACUUCCAGGGCUGGGGCACCCAGUUUCUUCUGGCAGCCUCUGCCACAGCCUCACCACACUCACAGGGAAGAAUUUCUUUUUCCUGUCAGCACAUUCAAUAUGAGCCCCACUUCUUCAUACCCUGGCCUGCUUAAUAUGAUUUUAUUAUCCUGAAGGCUAAUCUUUAAAGAUAUAUGUAACAGCUUGCUUUAAAACUUUUAAAAUGCAUGGCUCUGUAGAUUGGAUUUUAGUUGUUAUAAAUGUCACAUCCCACAUAUGAAAGUUACAGAAUGUUUUGGUAAUUAAAACAUUUAUUAGAUGAAAAUAUGCAUUAAAAGCAGCAUUUAUAUAGUUCAGCAAUGGAAAUAUAGAACAUUUCUGGUAUACUUUCACACCUUUCAAUUUGAACCUGAUGUGUGCUGUUGUGCCCAGUUGCUGUUUCAAGAGGCUGGGUGCUUUUUAUGGAAACACUGUUUACUCUGACAUGUAUGAAGUUGGCCCUGAGACUACAGCUCUUGCUAUCAAAUCUAAUUUUCUGUACAGAACUAGUGAAAAUGCCUCCUCAUAGAGCUGGUAUGGAGAGAAGUGGGCUGAACAAUGCUUUGUUACUGAAAGUUUGUGACCUGUGGGUUGUACCUUGUGCUGAAUGCUGAAGCCAAAAUCCUACAGGCUGGUUUGAAAGCAGAAUUACACAAGGCCCAUUAUUAAAUCAGUCCAUCUGCUUGAAAUACAAUACAGCAAUUAUGAUAUAAAGCCUUUUCUUCUUAAUCCAGGGAUUCCAGGCAAUGCAUAGAAAUGCCUCACUUUUCAUAAAGCCCCUUACGUAAUUUUCAACAGAAGCAUUCAAUACUGAACUUUUUUUUUGUUUAACUGAAACAGCAGGAAGUAAGAGCUAAUAAAGGUGAGUACAGGCAGGUGAAACCCUGAUGAGAGAAUAUCUGAAUUUUACAAAGCAGUUAAGAGUAUGGUUGAAAAUAAGAUACGACUCAAUUGUUUUGAUUUGUCCUGGCAAAGAUCUUUGUGACAGGUGUUGGACACGUCAGAGGAGGGAGAUUAGUGACAUUGUCUGCCUUGAAUUGGUCAUCCUGUCCUGCCUGGUUAAUGUACAGCCUGAUGAGCUGCCUGGCAUGGCUCUUUUUGCAUAGUCAUUGCUGCCAGUCACUGUUGAAGGAAGGGUUCAAAUUGUAAUGAACAGACUAAAAAAAGAAGUUAAAACCCAUCCAUUUUCUUCAGCACUUUGGAAAGAAGUAAAACCCGUGCCUGCUGCUUUAUGAGCAGCUUUUGUGACACACUUCUCCUUUGACAAGGAGUUCUCUGCUUUCCUUGAAAAAGUAACAAUCUUACCAAAGUGUCAUGCCUCCUCCCCAAGAAGUAUUAACAAUGAGCUUUUCUUGUGUUACUGCAUGUUUUCUGCAUCGUUUUUGUUGCUAUUUCUCUUUGUGAUGCAUACCGUUCUGAUGUACAGAUUAAUCCUUAAAAUAGUUUUUAGUUCCUCAGAAGAUGUUACAGAGUAACUUUAGAGUCAGGUGGUUGGGUCCACUUAAGGGUAGGUUACAGCCUUCCAAAGCUCCAGCUUUUGCUCAGUAUUAACAAUUACUUGGGGUUUUUUUCUGCAAUAGAGCGUGUUCGCUAUUUAAUAUUCUGUCAAAAUUUUACUAGCAAACUGCAUUUACAAGCAUUCCAUUAGAACAUAUUUUACUCAAUCUAUGGAUUGGAUAACAAGACAGAUCAGAGAAAGAUAA
Messenger RNA from Melospiza georgiana, 7745 nucleotides. RefSeq names its product A-kinase anchor protein 17B-like. The transcript is spliced from 4 exons. NCBI's taxonomy places the organism in Eukaryota, Metazoa, Chordata, Aves, Passeriformes, Passerellidae. The record is from RefSeq and is a predicted model, not a curated record. The coding region runs from base 2606 to 3739 and encodes 377 amino acids.